AUGUCUCAUCAUCCUUCUUAUACCUUGGCUGGCUUGUGCGCUGUUGGCGGUGUCGCUGGAUUCGCCAAAACUCGCUCAGUUCCUUCCUUGGUCGCUGGUCUUGGUGUUGGUGCCCUUUACGGCGCUGCUGGUUAUUUAAUUCAACAAAACAGAGAUUAUGGCCAUGAAACUGCUGUUGCUGCAUCUACUUUGUUGGGUGGUGCUAUGAUUCCCCGUGCUCUCAAGACCAGAAAGCCAGUUCCUAUUGCCUUGUCUGUCAUUUCUCUUGCUGCCGGUGGAUACUACGUCAAGAAGGUUAUUGAAUACAGUUAA
This is a messenger RNA of Mucor velutinosus, 312 nucleotides long. RefSeq lists its product as uncharacterized. Gene Ontology annotation, cellular component: membrane. The coding region runs from base 1 to 312 and encodes 103 amino acids. The transcript is spliced from 2 exons. Lineage: Eukaryota; Fungi; Mucoromycota; Mucoromycetes; Mucorales; Mucoraceae. The record is from RefSeq and is a predicted model, not a curated record.